AUGUCACCGUCACCAACAAACCCAAACCCAAACCUGAACCCCUCAAUGCGUCCCGUGCCUAUAAUCCGCAGUAGGACGGGCUGUUUUACCUGUAGGAAGCGCAAAAAGAAGUGCGACGAGAGCGGUUGCAAACGCAAUAAGCUCGACUGUGUCUGGCCUGAACCACAGCCUGCCAAGGGUCCAUCACGGUCUUCAUUUGGUGCUGCAUCUACAAGCUCACAACAGAGUGUUGCUUCGCUGAGACAGGGUCACGAUGCGGACUCGGUGAAUGACCCGGUCAUACCGGACCCGGUGCCGGAGGAGGAGGACCGAGCUGCUGAGAAUCCCGAUGUACCCCAGAAUGGCGACAGUUCUCCGGUACAUGGGCAUGGGCAAGGGGACACCCACAUGGUCGAUGCUGAAGCUGAUGUGGAUAUCAUCGAUGCGGUUGAUGAUGUUGAUCAGCCAUCUCCUUCACAGUCAUCCAACUCAUCAGACUCACCGACUGUCAUCACGACAUGGGAUGCAGAUACCGCCAAUGCUCUCACUCUCGCUCUGCCGCCGUCCCCAGACACAGGACUCUCAUUCAAUGGAGCUAUUACUAUGCCAAUGUCGAUGCUACCUGAGCAGGGGCAUCAGUCAUAUGAGCUUCUCAGUUACUACCUGUCACGAACGGCCAAUAGCAUGGGCAACGGUUCCACAGACGUAAAUCCCUUCAUCGCCAAACUCAUACCACUGGCCUUCUCAAAACCUCUUGUGUUACAACUCAUCCUCGCUCAGAGUGCUGCCCAUCGUCAGGCAUCAGCAGAGCGACAUCCAAGCGAUGAGAUUGCGCAGAGGUAUUACACCGACUCGCUACGGAUGUUUAGGAAUGUCGUCGAUGAGUAUGUAUCUGGAAAUGCCGAGAACACCCUUGUCUUGACAGUCGGCAGUCUUAUUAUGUGUUUGACUGAGGUUGCCAAAGGAGACAUUCACGGCACAAUAUUUGACCAUUUAACGGCGUCCAAGUCAUUAGUGAGCACAUUGCUCACCGGGACGCAGAACAUGGUAUACGAUGACCUACCUGACUUUCUAAUUGAGUACUACAUGCAUAUCGCAGCCACCAGUAUGAUCUCGAUUGAUCCCCAAUAUAACUCACAGUCAUUACUCAGCCCCGAUAUUGAAGUCCGGGCCAGAAACUUGGUCGCCAGGAAGUAUGUCGGCCAACUAUGUGGCUGCUGGCUCGAAAUCCUCAUCCUUAUAUCCCAGAUCUUUCACCUAGGACAAGUAAUGUCUUCACCGACUGCCGAUGGAGAGAUCUCACCAAGCCCCGACAACAUUGUCAAUUUCGCUUUCCUCCAGUCUCAAGUAAUGGGCUUCUUCCCAGAUCCUUCGGUCACACCAUAUACACGUCUUGCAGGGCUGGUAUGGAAACAAGCUGCGCUCCUAUAUCUCUGGACAGUCCUCGGGAAACCCCAUCAGCAACCUGAAGAUCUUGAGGACGCGGUUACAAACUAUGUUAGACACAAUUGGUCUGGGGAAUAUGAGACAAACACUGGUGCUAUUGGAGCAUAUUUGGGAGCAGCCGCCGGAUCAGGUCAGUCCUUGGACGCUAUGCAGGGCGAUGCGUGA
Molecule: messenger RNA, 1590 nt
Organism: Fusarium tjaetaba
Lineage: Eukaryota; Fungi; Ascomycota; Sordariomycetes; Hypocreales; Nectriaceae
Product: C6 transcription factor
Exons: 4
Coding region: 1-1590 (529 amino acids)
Biological process (GO): positive regulation of transcription by RNA polymerase II
Cellular component (GO): nucleus
Molecular function (GO): transcription cis-regulatory region binding; DNA-binding transcription factor activity, RNA polymerase II-specific; zinc ion binding
Source: RefSeq, a predicted model, not a curated record